AUGGGUCACCUGUCAUUGUUACCUGGUAAUAGUGAUGAUGGAUGUUCUUGGUGCUUGCUUCAAGUUGCAGGUCUCAAAGACUACAAAAUACCUCCAAAGUUUGAGAAUAUCGAAUUCCCGGAGAGAGUGAAGCUGAAGAUCAUGGAACGAGUGCCACAGUUCAGAGCAAACGAGAAGCCGAUAAAGAUGAUGAAGAAUCUGAAGGACCUUAGAGGACCUGAACCAGCGAACAAUAAGCUCAUACAUAAGCAGUACGGCAUCCAGGCGCUCACGCCGGGGAACCUACGGUGGGGCCACCUGGAGAUGAUGCGCAUCAUGGUGAAUCGCAACAUGGAUGACAAGCGCAUGUUCGCCGUCUGGCGCAUCGACCCCCCCUGGAAGCCGAUUACGAAAAAGGGUCAAGGUCAGCGCAUGGGCGGUGGCAAGGGCCCCAUCGAUCACUACGUGACGCCGGUGAGAGCCGACAGGAUCGUCUUGGAAAUGGGCGGCAACAUCGAAUUCGCAGAGGUGAAGCCACUGCUGGAGGGAAUCGUGAAGAAGCUGCCCUUAAAGGCGUGGACGGUGAGUCAGCAGCUGCUUGAUGAGAAGGAGGCGCAAGAUGCGUUUGAGCGAGAGAGCAACAACAAUCCGUUCACGCUCGAGUUUCUCAUCAAGAACAACAUGCAAGGCUGCCGCCAGUGGAUGAGCAAGUACGACAAGAUGUGGUACAUGAAGUACAAGUAG
This is a messenger RNA of Priapulus caudatus, 723 nucleotides long. RefSeq names its product 39S ribosomal protein L16, mitochondrial-like. Gene Ontology annotation, cellular component: mitochondrial large ribosomal subunit; ribosome. The transcript is spliced from 5 exons. Gene Ontology annotation, molecular function: structural constituent of ribosome; rRNA binding. The coding region runs from base 1 to 723 and encodes 240 amino acids. NCBI's taxonomy places the organism in Eukaryota, Metazoa, Priapulida, Priapulimorpha, Priapulimorphida, Priapulidae. Gene Ontology annotation, biological process: mitochondrial translation. The record is from RefSeq and is a predicted model, not a curated record.